Cinara cedri is the source of this 579-nucleotide messenger RNA. NCBI's taxonomy places the organism in Eukaryota, Metazoa, Arthropoda, Insecta, Hemiptera, Aphididae. The record is from the annotation of a GenBank genome assembly.
AAUUAAAUUUACUGUUUGUGAUAUAACACCAGACUCAAACUGAAAAAUUAAAACUUUAUCAAUACUCAUUGUAAUACAUUACAACAAUAAUUUUUAUUAUGUAUGUUUUCUUUUAAUUUGUUAAUUUGCGAAAUUUCAAUUUAUUAUUUAUAAUAAUUAAGUAUUUACACUCUUAAUUUGUUUUAGCUUUAAAAUAAUAUGGAAAACAGUGACAGUUUGAAAAUAACCACAGAAUUUACAAGUGGAUUACAAAUUCUUUUCGGACAUGUGAAGAAACAUAAUGUUGUAUUGCCAAAAAUGGAAAAACCUUGGACUCUGGGAUUACUUUUAUUUUGGAUUAAAGAUAACUUAUUGAUAGAAAAAGACAAAUGUGAUUUGUUUAUGAAGGGCAAUACUGUCCGGCCUGGCAUAAUAGUUGCUGUCAAUGAUCAAGAUUGGGAACUUUUAGGAAAUUUAAAUUAUCAAAUUAAGAAUAACGAUAAUAUUACAUUUAUAUCUACAUUACACGGUGGUUAAUAAAUAAAGUGUUUCUAUUUAAUUUGUUUUUAUAUUUAUUUAAGAUGAUUAAUACAUUCCUCU